AUGGCUGCUCUAGCAGAGCCAGCCUUUGUUUCAGAACAGGAAAAGAAGGAGGAGAAGAACAGGAAGAGAGAGGCCAAAAACAAGGAGCACAACGAGAGGAUAAAGAUGGAGAAAGAGAAGGAAGAAAAGAAGAACAGGGACAAAGAACUCCAAUUGAUUGCAAACUUUAGAAAUAAUGAUCAAAACCAUAAGCAACUUCCAAGAAUCCCUGUGACUCAUGCUGUUGCUUCGGCAAAGCCGUCCCAAGCCCCGAAAGCUAAUGUCAAAGCGGCCCAGACUCCUCUUCCUGUUGCUUCUGCGAAGAUGACGGUGCCAACUAGUACCAUUCAUGCCUCCACUGUGCAUCCUACUCCUGUUGCCUGGGCAAAGGUGGUGCCAAAUAGAACUACCAAUGCCUCUAAGAAGACAGAUUUUAGUCAGAAGUCCCAGACCCAGAGCGUUGCUCCUGCCAAAGCGGCUGUACCUUCUCUUCCUAUUGCUUCUGGGAAGUCGCUGACCGAUGCUUCUAAGAUGUCUAACAUCAAUCACUAUCAACAACAACCUGCUGCUAAUGGUGGAGCAGAUAUGACUUUCUACGUCGGGCAAAUCCCUGUAAAGACUACAGCAAUCAAUAAUCCACUAAAAGCUAAUAUUUUGUUUGGGAGGAAGGAGACUCAAGCCACUACUGUUGUGGAAAAAACUCAGGCCACUACUGUUGUGAUGACUUAUGCAAGUGCCUUGCAAAACAAGGCUGCGGAUGCUCAGAAAAACCUAGGCACCUACAAUGCGGCAGCAUCUACAUUUGUUUCUAUGACUACUUCGGUGACUACUACUCUUCCUGUUGUUCCUCAGACCAAUCAACCUGCAAAGGAAGAAGUAGUAGUUCCUGCAACAAAGACUACUAACGGCCAGAAUGGUCCUGUAAGACCUAUGUCCAGUACUACUACUUCCGUCUCUUCAGAGAGAUCCUAUUACACUGGUACCCAGAGGAAUGGUAAUGGACCAGAUCAGAAGAACUAUGAGAAUGGAAGGGUUAUUAAUGGCGGUGGAAACGGUUCCAGUCAAAAGUACUAUGGCAAAGGUUCCGGCCAAAGGUACUAUGGUAAUGGUUCUGCCCAGAGGUACAAUGGUAAUGGUUAUGGCCAGAGGUACUAUCGUAAUGGAAGGUAUACCAAUGGGAGUCAAGAGAAUCAGAAAAAACAAGCAAAACCAAAGCCUGUUGUUGAUGCCGAGGGGUGGCAAGUGGUAGAGAAUCGAAGGAGGGUCUGA
Rosa chinensis is the source of this 1248-nucleotide messenger RNA. Its product is annotated as enolase-phosphatase E1-like. The transcript has a single exon. The record is from RefSeq and is a predicted model, not a curated record. Lineage: Eukaryota; Viridiplantae; Streptophyta; Magnoliopsida; Rosales; Rosaceae. The coding region runs from base 1 to 1248 and encodes 415 amino acids.